This is a messenger RNA of Cylicocyclus nassatus, 987 nucleotides long. The record is from the annotation of a GenBank genome assembly. NCBI's taxonomy places the organism in Eukaryota, Metazoa, Nematoda, Chromadorea, Rhabditida, Strongylidae.
AUGAAUCUCGGAGACGUGGUGCGCCUCAAAGGUUGUAUUCUGAAAGGACGUAGUCUGGAAACGUCAUGUGGUUGUUCAGCUUUGGAUGCACUGCUUGGUGGAGGUUUAGCCUUAUCAACCUUUUGUAUCAUCGAUGAGCUGAAGUCGAGGGCCUAUGCGGAUUCGCUGGCUCGUUACUUUAUUGCCGAAGGACUUUACAGUGGCCAUGAUGUGCUUGUCGUGGACCCAAUGGGUGAAGAUAAGCUUUGGAAGGGAAUUCCCACAUUGAUUGAAGUUCAAACUAAGCCGGAUUCAUCCGCAGUAUCUUCCUCUUCCCGUCGGGAAAUGUCAAAUCCUCAAGAAGAUCUUCGAAUAGCGUUCAGAUAUGCAGCGAAAACUCAGGUGAACUCGUCCAUUGGCGAUAAGAAUCGCUACGACCUUGGAAAGCCGCUUCCCGAAAGUGAAUUUGCAUCACAAAGAUUGACAUACGAUGGAGAAUACAGCUACGAAUCGCUAUUCAAACAUUUAUCUACACUUUGCAAAAGUGAUGUUUACAGUAAGACUCGCGGUCCCACGAAGAAUCUGCUCAGGAUCGUCAUUGGCCACUUGGGUUCACCGCUUUGGAAUGAUCCCGCGAACUUCUCGGUUUUUAUAAUUCGGCUUCGAUCUUUGAUACGAAACUCUCAUGCCAUCGUAUUUGCCACCGAAGCCAGUGAAACAAUGCAAAAACAACUUGCUGACGAGCUUUUUGUCACUUCUGAUCUCUACAUCCAGCUGCUGGCCAUAUCUGAAGAAGAACAACGCAAAUUGUCCCCGCUGGAUAAGUACCACGGUUAUCUGAGGAUUUUACGAUUGCCCAGGAUCACCUCUGCCGGAACGCACAGCCCACCUGCAGACUUGGUAUUUACCCAGAAGAGGAGUAGCUUUGAUGUGUCUAUUUUACACUUGCCGCCUGCAUUCGGUGAUGAGACGCAGAAUUCGAAAGGUCCAUGUGGGAUUGACUUUUGA